AUGGCGCGGCUACACUAUGCCGUACAUAUUGGCAUGCCAAACGGGUUAACGCCGGAGAUGAUGGAGAACUACCGGGGAAUUAGCCGUCUAUGGCACCAAUUUUUGAUGGAAGGGGGCGAAGCCCGAGCGGGUUGGAAACGCAAGGCAGCGGGCGGCGAAAUGGCAGGAGCAUGCAAGAGGAGCAAGACAGGCCGGGCAGACAAGGAGGAAAAUGAACGAUACAUGGUCGACGGACUGCGGUUGCUGAUGGGCCCAGCAUCCACAUGGCGGCCAGGCAAGCAGCGAGAAUGCAUGGAGAAGAUUCUGGUACUUGACGGAGAUCAACAGACAUGGGGUGGACGUGAUCGAGUUCCAGCCGUUAGUCAAUUCCGAACGAGAAUGCUUACCACGGGCGGCGCGGAUGGUACAUAUGUAGUCGUCAGCGCAGACACGGCGUUAGUGCUAAGCUUGCUAGGAUACAUCGAGGGCUUAGGGGACGCUGGAUUACUACAGCGCAUAUUUAUCGACGAGGCGGACAUGGCGAUCACGGAUGCGUUGUACCGAGCGAAGCUUACGCAGUUAAAGGGAAUGACCCGAUUCGAAAGGCCGAUCAUGCUGCUCACGGCAACGAUGCCAGUAACAUUCGAGCGGUGGUUCCGUGAAGAGCUGCUGGCUAAUUCGGCCGAGAUCAUCCGGGACCGGGCAACGAAGCUCAACUGCCGAUAUGAGCUGGAGCAGGUCAAGCCCGGGGCGGGAGCGGUAUAA
Messenger RNA from Metarhizium brunneum ARSEF 3297, 744 nucleotides. The record is from RefSeq and is a predicted model, not a curated record. NCBI's taxonomy places the organism in Eukaryota, Fungi, Ascomycota, Sordariomycetes, Hypocreales, Clavicipitaceae.